GCUGCAAGAUAACAACCUUUCAAAGUAUUUUGUAGAUAAAAAGGUAUUAAUAACCGAUAUUUAAAUAUUAAUAAUUUUUUUUAUUCUUGACUAUCGAUAAGCUUUUUUGGAAAUAAACGUACGCAUAACAGACGUUUUCCAGCACUCACAGCUGUGCGAACGCAUUUAUCUGUCCCUGGAAAAUCGCACUAUUUUCCCGUUUACUCGCAUUUUCCCGACUACGCAUCUUAACAAGCGAAAAAACAGAAAACUCCUGUGCAGAGACAUGUCCAGUAGCGAGGCGCCGGACGCGCUGGUGGACCAGGUGGUUGAGGUGACCGCCUGCACGGCGGAGGAGGCCAAACAUUAUCUGGGAGCCUGUGCCAACGAUGUUUCCGCCGCCGUGGCUCUGUUCUUCGAACAAGGAGGCGCCGCCGGACAAGCUGCCUCCACUUCCUCGGCUGCAGCAGGCACAGCCACAUCGCUUCCUCUGCUGGACGACGAGGAGGAGGUGAGGGCGCCCAUUGCCCCUGUGAGGGAGCAACUGAUCCUGCCCGAGGACGACAACUUUUUUGCGUCGGGCAGCAGCAGUCGGCUAUCACGAGUCAGCCAGCGAGUUAAGGUCUAUCCCCUGAGGGACUUUGCCCGCGAGGGAGCUCUGAUGGAGGAGCAACUGCAAGCCACCGGCGUCUAUGCCGACCCCAAUGCCCAUCGUAUGCGCCGUGGACGAGCCGCCCAAAUGGUGGUGGCCGGCCAGGCCAUGGCACUCAACAGUCGGUCCACGACGGGAACGGCCACCAGCACAUCCCGCCUCGGAGACCUGUUUCGCCCGCCCACAGACAUCCUGUACUCCGGAUCGCUAAGUGCCGCUAGGGAGUUUGCCACCAAACGGCAGCGUUGGCUGCUGGUCAAUGUGCAGGACGACAACUUCCAGUCCCAGACCCUAAACCGUGAUGUCUGGUCUGAUAAAGAGCUGAAAAAACUGAUACGGCGCCAGUUCACCUUCUGGCAAGUGGAUAACGACACCUCGGAAGGUCGGCGCUUCGUGGCCUUCUACCAUUGCGCCACACUACCUUACCUGUGCGUCAUCGAUCCGCGCACAGGCGAGGAAGUGUGGCGCAGUGUGGAGCCGAAGCUGGAGAAUAUCCUACCCGAUUUGAGGCAGUUUUUGAAGGAUCACCGCGAUUUUAUACAGGAGGAUGCACCCAGCACCUCUAAGCGGUCGGUUACUUACAUCGACGAUGACGAGGAGGUGGACCCGGAGGCCUCGUGCUCCUCGACGGCCAGCUCUAAGGGAACUCCCAAGAAGCGGGCCAAAAUUCUAGAGCUCACAGAGGAAGAGCAGCUAGAGUUGGCGAUCAAGAAUUCCAUUAACGAAAACGGAGGUGCAGGCGCGCAGAAAGAGGAUAAUACCGAGGGAGCCAGCGAUAAUGAGAGUCUGGAGGAGUUCGAUGAUGACGAGCUCAAAGGUGUGGCAGCCGCUUCCUAUGAGAAUCACUUGGGCGAGGCCAAGAGUGAACUGACUGCCUUGAAGCUGCGCCUGCUUAACGCCGCCGGAAGCGAUGAGAUGGUUCAGUUGCGCUGGCCAUCGGACACCAAACUGCAGACUUUGCGGCUGUACAUCAGACAAACGCACAAGCACAUCCCUCAGGAGGGCUAUAAGCUCAUCUGCGCCUUCCCGCGCAAAUCCCUCGAGGCGGAGCACAAUGGCAGCUCCCUAAAGGAACUCGGCCUGCAUCCGUCGGCCAAUUUGCAUCUCACUCUGGACGACUAAGAGGUCAAUAGGCCAAAGGUUGUCAAGCGGUAAACGUUUUCACGUGUAUGUUUAUUUAUUUGAAAGUUUUGUCAUCCCAAAAACCCAUUAUCGUCCCAAGUAAAAAAAAACUCCAUAUGAAAUAAAAUUUUGUCUUUAAAUCUAAGUGAAAAAUAUUGAAUAAAAUCAACUAGAAAUGCUACUGUCAAGGCUCUUAAA
Drosophila ficusphila is the source of this 1951-nucleotide messenger RNA. Its product is annotated as UBX domain-containing protein 7. The record is from RefSeq and is a predicted model, not a curated record. Lineage: Eukaryota; Metazoa; Arthropoda; Insecta; Diptera; Drosophilidae. Gene Ontology annotation, molecular function: ubiquitin binding. The coding region runs from base 266 to 1753 and encodes 495 amino acids. Gene Ontology annotation, cellular component: nucleus. Gene Ontology annotation, biological process: proteasome-mediated ubiquitin-dependent protein catabolic process. The transcript has a single exon.